CACAGUUAGUGUGUGACGUGGUGUGUUAUGAAAGAUGACAUCACAGUAUGGAACACCCCAGUCAUUAGCAUUCCAGGUUAUAUACCGCUAACAGGUUUUGCACAGUCCGGACACGGCGCCGUCUGCAGGCAGCGACACUUGGCAGUCACCUCCAACAAAUGAUCCAUAAAGUCCUUCAAUCCAGGCAAACAUGGCAUCAGUGUCUGUCAGCUCCCACUUCAACAAGUCAGUACGGCAGCAUUAUAUGAGCCUGCCACAGGGGGGCAAAUGCCAGGUGACCUAUAUCUGGAUCGACGGCACUGGACAAGGACUUCGCAAUAAAACCCGGACCCUCGAUACUGAACCCAAAACUCUAGCAGAUAUUCCCGAGUGGAACUUUGACGGCUCGAGCACGUACCAGUCCGAAGGUUCCAACAGUGACAUGUACCUCAUACCAGUGCGCAUGUUCAGGGAUCCAUUUACCCUGGACCCCAACAAGCUAGUUCUCUGCGAAGUUCUCAAAUACAACCGCCUUCCUGCAGAAACAAACCAUCGAAUGAGCUGCAAUAAAGUGAUGGAGCAGGUCAAAGAGCACCAGAUAUGGUUUGGCAUAGAGCAAGAAUACGUACUCCUGGGAGUGGAUGGACACCCGUUUGGUUGGCCUCAAAGCGGGUUCCCAGCACCCCAAGGUCCCUAUUACUGCGGGGUGGGGGCGGACAAAGCUAUCGGACGAGACAUCGUGGAGUGUCACUACAAGGCGUGUCUCUACGCAGGGAUCGAAAUCUUUGGAACUAACGCUGAAGUGAUGCCAACCCAAUGGGAGUUCCAGGUGGGUCCCUGUGAGGGCAUUGAGAUGGCAGAUCAACUGUGGGUCGCACGCUUCCUGUUGGACCGCGUGUGCGAAGAUUUUGGGGUGGUUGUAACACUGGACCCCAAACCCAUGAAGGGGAACUGGAACGGGUCUGGUGCACACACCAAUGUCAGCACCAAGCAGAUGAGAGAAGAAGGAGGACUGCACUACAUAGAGAAGGCCAUCGAGAGGCUGGCCCAGAGACACAUGGAGCACAUCAUGGUGUACGACGCACGCGGCGGGCAGGACAACAUACGACGCCUCACGGGUAAACACGAGACCGCCAACAUCAACGAGUUCACCUCCGCCGUGGCCAACCGAGGCGCCAGCGUCCGCAUUCCCCGCCAGGUGGGCCAAGAAAAGAAAGGCUACUUCGAGGACCGCCGCCCCGCGGCAAACUGCGACCCCUACCUGGUGACCAGAGCCAUAGCCAGCACCUGUCUGCUGGACGAGGAGCAGCAGAUCAAGGAGACUUAGAUCAGACGAAAAAAUUCUUCUGCGGCCCGGUACCAAUCAGGCCACGGCCCGGUGGUUGGGGACCACUGUUCUAGUGUGUCCACUUGAAGGAAUUGUGAUGUAAUGUGUUUGUUUGAUGUUGUAAUUAUAGUCUUUUAGUUCGUGAAGCAUGCAUAAAAAGCUUUUAUAACAGGGGUCAUCAACCUUUUUGAAACCAAGAGUUACUUCUUGGGUACUGAUUAAUGAGAAGGGCUACCAGUUUGAUACACACUUAAAUAAAUUGCCAGAAAUAGCCAAUUUGCUCAAUUUACCUUUAAUAAAUAAAUCUAUAUAUAUAUAUAAAAAAAUGGGUAUUUCUGUCUGACAUUUUUUCCCUUUUACGGAAGGUUUUUUUGUAGGGAAUACAUGAUGAAAAAAACAAUUAAUUGAACGGUUUAAAAGAGGAGAAAACAGGAAAAAAAUGAAAAUACAAUUUUGAAACAUAGUUUAUCUUCAAUUUCGACUCUUUAAAAUUUAAAAUUCAACCGAAAAAAAUGAAGAGAAAAACUGGCUAAUUGGAAUCUUUUUGAAAAAAAUAAAAAAAAUUAUAUAUGGAUUAUCAUUAGUAAUUUUUCCUGAUUAAGAUUCAUUUUAGAAUUUUGAUGACAUGUUUUAAAUAGGUUAAAAUCCAGUUUGAAAUAAAAUUUAAAUUUGAUUCUUCAGAUUCUGUGGAUAAUUUUUUUGAAUUUUAAUCAUAAUAAGUUUGAAGAAAUAUUUCGCAAAUAUUCUUCGUCGACAAAACAGAAGCUAAAAUGAAGAAUUAAAUUAAAAUGUAUUUAUUAUUCUUUACAAUAAAAAAAAACUUGAACAUUGAUUUAAAUUGUCAGGAAAGAAGAGGAAGGAAUUGAAAAAGUAAAAAGUUAUGUGUUUAAAAAUCCUAAAAUCAUUUUUAAGGUUGUAUUUUUUCUCUAAAAUUGUCUUUCUGAAAGUUAUAAGAAGCAAAGUAAAAAAAUAAAUGAAUUUAUUUAAACAAGUGAAGACCAAAUCUUUAAAAUAUUUUAGUUUUUUUUCAAAUUCUAUUUGAGUUUUGUCUCUCUUAGAAUUAAAAAUGUCGAGCAAAGCAAGACCAGCUUGCUAGUAAAUACAUAAAAUAAAAAAAAAUAGAGGCAGCUCACUGGUAAGUGCUGCUAUUUGAGCUAUUUUUAGAACAGGCCAGCGGGCGACUCCUCUGGUCCUUACGGGCGACCUGGUGCCCGCGGGUACCGCGUUGGUGACCCCUGGUUUAUAAGCACAACUUGAAGACACGUGCAAUGGGUUGAUUCCUGUGUAAGUGUCACACCACGAUGAAGGAUGUCUUGUCUUGUUUGUUUUUUUUAGUCUUAUGAUUUGCACGUUUUAGUUUGAAAAGUAACUCUCCUCUCAUUUCAGGUCACUUGCCCUUCUUUUUGUGUCAUCAGUCUGACGUCAUCCCUGUUCCCUGAUUGUUUCCACCUGUUCCCUAUUACCCUCAUGUGUUUUAUAAGCCCACUUCUCACUUGGUUCUGUGCCAGAUUGUUUAGUUUAUUCGUGCUCUCUAGCGUCCAUGUCCAUGCCUUGCCUUGUCUCAUGCUUAUGUCCCUGGAUCCUGAAUCCCUUUCGUGACUAUUUGGAGUUUUCCUUUCUUCCUCCUCAGCAGAGUGAUUUUCUUAUUUAGUUUAUUAAGCCGAAGUGGUAAGUUAUCAGUUAUUUUUCAUUCUUUCCUCAAAUUUUUGAGUGACUGUUUUUGUUAAUACUUUAUUAGAUCAGUGUAGAAUUUUUCAUAGCUGGUGUUUCUUCCCCCUGUUGGAGCGUUUUCUGUUAAUACAUUUUAUAGUAUAUACGACGCCAAUUAUAGUUCGUCUUUGUUUUUGUGUUUUCCUCCGUUCGGAGUGAUUUUCGGUUGUUCCUUUUUAAAAAAAAUCUUUUUCGCCGAUUACUUUUUUGGUUAAUAUUAUUAAUAUUGUAUUUCAUGACUUUGGAAGUGAAAGGAAGCUAUCAAAAUAAAAGCCUGUCAAAGUUCCCGA
Messenger RNA from Nerophis ophidion (straightnose pipefish), 3306 nucleotides. RefSeq names its product glutamine synthetase-like. The coding region runs from base 191 to 1306 and encodes 371 amino acids. The transcript has 8 exons. NCBI's taxonomy places the organism in Eukaryota, Metazoa, Chordata, Actinopteri, Syngnathiformes, Syngnathidae. Gene Ontology annotation, molecular function: glutamine synthetase activity. The record is from RefSeq and is a predicted model, not a curated record. Gene Ontology annotation, cellular component: cytoplasm.